Messenger RNA from Chara braunii, 475 nucleotides. Lineage: Eukaryota; Viridiplantae; Streptophyta; Charophyceae; Charales; Characeae. The record is from the annotation of a GenBank genome assembly.
UUGAUGAUGCCAGGUGACUUAAUGGUGUUUUCAAUGCUGAACGGGGAUGAACGUGUAGAAGAAGAAGAAGAAAAAGAAGAUGAUGAUGAUGAUGAUUAUGAUGGUGAGAUGAAAAAUGACGAGUUGAUGAUGAUGAAAUGUGAUGAUGAUGAUGAUGAUGAUAUGAAGAAUAAUUACGAGGAUGUGGAUGAUGAUGAUUGCCACGUGGAUGAUGAUGAUGAUGAACACGUGGAUGAUGAUCAUGAUGAUGAUGACCACGUGGAUGGUAACGACGAUGAUGAUGAUGACGACAUGAACAGUGAUUAUGAGGACGUGGAUGAUAAUGACGAGCACGUGGAUGGCGAUUAGCACGUGGAUGAUGAUGAUGAUGUGGUUGAUGAUGACUCGGAUGACGGUAGCUCGAAUGAUGGUCACUUGGUUGAUGAUGUGGGUGAUGAUGAUGAUGAUGAUGAUGCAAAUCAUAAGCAUGACGAUA